UCAGUCACACUGCGUCACUCGACCGAGCGACUUCGCGGUCCAUUCUUUCUUUCGGACACGUUGAUUACUAUCCUUUUUAUUUUUAUCUCUUCGCGCAAUUUACACCAGUAGUUGUUAUUCUUUCGUCUCUUUCUUUAUCGUUUUCAAUUUUCUUUGAUAUAUCAGUUGGUUUGCUGUUCGAAGGGUGCACGUGAACCGGUGCACCGAGUGAUUGAAUCCGACUGACAGUUCGAUCAUUUUGAAUUUAGAAGCGGCAAAGCAAUCGUUGGUAUAAAAAGACAAACACGGGGGACACAGUCAUGAACGGGGUUUCCAGUCAAUGUAAAAUCAAGGAAAUCAAGGAGCUGAACAUUUACGACGGCGAGGAUGAUCGCGCCAUGGUGAUUAAAAAGCCUGCCCCAUUGAGGACCGUCUCUUGGUUGGACAACGUCGAGGAUAGCAAUUUGGAUGUGCCGGGGACUCCCAGGACCCCGCGAACUUCCACCACCCCAGGUCACGAAAAAUGCACUUUCCACCAUGAUCUGGAGUUGGAUCACCGACCACCCACUCGGGAAGCUCUACUCCCGGAAAUGUCACGGAGUUACAGGUUACUUUUAAGUUCCUUGGGCGAGGAUCCUGAUCGGCAAGGUCUUCUGAAGACACCAGAACGUGCCGCAAAGGCCAUGCUGUUCUUUACGAAAGGCUACGAUCAAAGCAUCGACGACGUUAUAAACGACGCGGUGUUUGACGAAGACCAUGAUGAAAUGGUCGUGGUGAAAGACAUCGAGAUGUUCUCUAUGUGUGAACAUCAUCUGGUACCGUUCUACGGGAAAGUCUCGAUCGGUUACUUACCCUGUAAGAAGAUCCUGGGCCUCAGCAAAUUAGCCAGAAUCGUGGAAAUCUUCAGCCGACGUCUUCAGGUUCAAGAACGUCUUACCAAGCAAAUCGCGAUAGCAGUAACCAAAGCUGUGCAACCAGCGGGGGUAGCUGUGGUCGUUGAAGGAGUACACAUGUGUAUGGUGAUGAGAGGAGUGCAGAAGAUAAAUAGCAAGACGGUUACGUCAACGAUGCUUGGAGUGUUUCGGGAUGAUCCGAAAACCCGUGAAGAAUUUCUUAAUCUGGUGCACAACAAGUAAACAAAAUCUCUUUUUUCCGAUCUGCAAACAACUUGUUAUUAUGGACCAAUGAUUCUUCUUCCAACGUUUUUGUCUGACUGCUACCUCACUGCAAAAGGUGUCCAAAAAAAUAAGUUGAUUUCAAAGGCGUGUUUCUUUAUAACAUUCCUAUUUUAUUUCAUAAUAAAUUUCCUUUACGUAAGUCGACCAAGAUAAUUCUGAGAAUUAUCGUAAAGGAAUGGCUAAAAAGGACGAUGUUGUCCAAGAUGUCUUUGAAACGGAAUGCUCUUAAACUGCUGAUCAAAUGACACUGAGACAAUACGAUAGUUAUUCGUUGAAAUUUGACAUAAGUUCUAGAAAAUGUUAUUAAAGUUCUGUAAUAAAAAGAUACCUCUUUUUAUUAUGGAAAUAUGGAACGUUUCUUAUACGUAAUCGACGGCGCAUAUCCUUGAGAAAAUAUGCUGUACUUAUUUCUUCGGGAUUUGAGGCUUCUAUAAAUAUAUUAAUAACAUUUACCGCUGCUGCUGGAACAGCUGUAAUUAUCCGUUUGAUUGUUAUAUAUGUAUCUUGCGAAUACUUCUGUAAUAUUAUUAAUAUAUUUGAAGAAUGCAUGGAUGUUCUUGAUCAGGCAAUUGCGUCGUUUUAUGAAAUUCAAUUAGGAUAUUAUUGACUGUGAGAUUUUUAGAUGGCCUAGACAUGUUUCACUGAUGACCUCAUGACAAUACACAUUUUAAAAUCUAUAUACAUACGUAUAUUGGAUUGAAGUGUGUGCCGAUCGAAAAAUACAGUGGAAAUUCUAUAUUAUAUUUUGAAAGCGAAUGUUCAUGGUGAAUAAACAACAGAUAUAAAUUUCGUUAUUUUGUAAAACGUAACAGCCAUACGUUUUACAAAACGAAAUAUUUGCAGUCUUUACUUUUCAUUCCAUUAUCUUCAAUGUGAUUCUAUAGUGGUUUUUAUAUUUCUUACCACAGUUACUAUUAAUUUAAACGAUCUUAACGAAAGGGCAAUAUUUAUAUUUGUAAGAGAUUUUAUGAAAAGAAGAUAUUGACGCACAAUGUCUCAGCCAUACAGUGUGCGUCAGAAAUGCGUUUGAAAAUUCUGAAAUUUCAUAUAAUUAUUGAAUUUAUUUCUAUUUGAACAUAUUAACAUUUAAGUGAUAAUUAUUCGUUUUUUUAUAAUGUUCUAAACAGAAAUCGUUUAAAAACAAAGUUACUGUUAACGGUUAGAGAGGUAGAACGUAUCUUUACUUUUAACAUUCUACAUUAACAUUAUACCGUUUAUCAAUUGUAUUAAAAUUCAGUUACAAUUUAGUUUUGUGAAUCAUCAACUGGACAAAUCGAAUCUGAAGAUUGGUGAAUGCGAAAAUAAUUUUAUUACUGUUUGUAAGCUGUUGUUUUAUUGAUACUGUUUUUUUAAUAAUGCGAACAUUUAAAUUUUUCAUUGCGCAUUCAUUAAACUUCUGUGAAGUUUGAGGUAUUCACCUCCAGUUUCUAUUUUGCAUUAAACGAUGAAACGAAA
Molecule: messenger RNA, 2612 nt
Organism: Osmia lignaria (orchard mason bee)
Lineage: Eukaryota; Metazoa; Arthropoda; Insecta; Hymenoptera; Megachilidae
Source: RefSeq, a predicted model, not a curated record